AUGUCUGGUCGCGGAAAAGGAGGAAAGGGUCUAGGAAAGGGGGGCGCCAAGCGUCAUAGGAAGGUUCUUCGUGAUAAUAUUCAAGGAAUUACCAAGCCAGCCAUUCGUCGUCUUGCUCGACGUGGUGGUGUAAAGCGUAUCUCGGGUCUCAUCUAUGAAGAAACCCGUGGUGUCCUGAAGGUUUUCCUCGAGAACGUUAUUCGUGAUGCCGUUACUUAUACUGAGCACGCCAAGAGAAAGACCGUCACAGCUAUGGAUGUUGUCUAUGCUCUAAAGCGUCAGGGACGCACUUUGUACGGUUUCGGUGGUUAA
This is a messenger RNA of Rodentolepis nana, 312 nucleotides long. Lineage: Eukaryota; Metazoa; Platyhelminthes; Cestoda; Cyclophyllidea; Hymenolepididae. The record is from the annotation of a GenBank genome assembly.